Pyrus x bretschneideri (Chinese white pear) is the source of this 2137-nucleotide messenger RNA. RefSeq lists its product as uncharacterized. Bases 76 to 1758 code for a protein of 560 amino acids. The transcript has 8 exons. NCBI's taxonomy places the organism in Eukaryota, Viridiplantae, Streptophyta, Magnoliopsida, Rosales, Rosaceae. The record is from RefSeq and is a predicted model, not a curated record.
AUAAUACCCGCCAUUUCACACUCCCUCCGUUACUCUCAGCGGGAUCUUCAACGAACAAAUUUGGUAAUCUGAAAAAUGCAGGAGCAGAGACCGGGUUUCCGAGUCCGCGACCCGAGCACUGACUCCGUAAUCUUCGCCUUAGAGUCGAACUUCAGCCUCUUCUCCUCCGCCUCCGCCAGCGUCGACCUCUGCUCCUUCGACCACGACGACUCCACCGCCUCUGAGAUCUCUCCGCAGAACUCGGCCCCACGCGAUCGCCGCCACGAGGAAAGCUCGAGUGGUCCAGAUCGCGAUCCGGAUCCGAACAGAAUCCACGCUUUUCAGCACACUCGUCGUCUCUCCGCAAGGGGAGAAAAAGCCAAAGUUCAAAGGGAGGACUCCGACUCAGAUUUCGUCCUCGAUUCCGCCAGAAGCUCCUUCUCUCUUGCCCUCAAAGAAUGCCAGGACCGGCGGUCCAGAUCUGAAGCUCUAUCGAAGAAGCUAGACCGGCCGAGACCCGCCUCGUUGGACUUGAACAACAAUGCCUCUGUGUCCUCGCCGAGAUUAGGCGCGAUAAAGAAGGGUUCAAUGGCGUCUCGGAAAUCGGGUAACUUCCCCAGUCCCGGCACACCGAGUUACCGGCACGCGAGUCUCGGAGUUCAAAAGGGUUGGAGCUCGGAGCGAGUCCCGUCGCAUAACAAUGUGGGUAGGAAGAAUACGACGGCUGCGAUAUUGCCGUUUAAUAACGGGAGGACAUUGCCGUCUAAGUGGGAAGAUGCUGAGAGGUGGAUUUUGAGUCCCGUUCAGGGGGAUGGCGUGGUGAGGCCAGCUUAUCAGCAGACCCAGAGGCGGCCCAAGUCGAAGAGUGGUCCGCUCGGUCCUUCUGGGGUUGCGUAUUACUCAUUGUACUCGCCGGCAAUGCCAAUGUUUGAUGGGACCAAUGUGAGUAAUUUCAUGGCUGCUUCUCCGUUUUCGGCUGCUGUUAUAUCAGCUGAUGGGUUGGGGUUCCAGUCCGGUGCCGAAAAUGGUAGCUUUACGACGCGGGCAGAGCCUUGCAUUGCUCGUUCGGUUAGUGUUCAUGGUUGCUCUGAGGUGCUGGAGCAGCAGUCUUCAUUGCCUGACUCUCAAGAUGUAAAGUUUGAUGGCCCCAAUGGGGUCAAGGAUGCGGCUACGAAUGUAUCUCGGGCAGUUUCAAGAAGGGACAUGGCAACCCAGAUGAGCCCAGAUAGCGCUCACUCAUCUCCCAGAGCACGGGCUUCUUACUCUGCCUCCACUUCCUCUGGUCUGCCUAUUUUGGAAGUGCAGAGUGCGGCUUCUUCAAAGUCGGAAGUCAGGGAUGUGCAGGUAGAUGAACGGGUCACUAUGACAAGGUGGUCCAAGAAGCAUAAAGCUCGAAGGCCUGGGAAGGGUUCUCAUAUUGGUGAUGGUUGGAAAAAGAAGGAUGCAGACGUUCAAUCUGCUGCUUGGGAUCUCUCUGACACGUCGAAGAGCAUUGCAAAUGUUAAUAGAGAGGAAGCAAAAAUCACUGCUUGGGAGAACCUACAGAGGGCAAAAGCUGAGGCAGCAAUACGGAAACUGGAGAUGAAGCUUGAAAAGACGCGAUCGUCAUCAAUGGAUAAAAUCAUGAACAAGUUGAGAUCGGCUCAGAAGAAAGCUCAAGACAUGAGAAGCUCAGUCGACCAAGCGCAAGUUGCGAGGACCUCACGUAAAGCUUUAUCAAUCCGAAGAACUUGUCAUAUGGGUUCUUUCAGUGGUUGUUUUACAUGCCAUGCUUUCUGAUGCCUAAUCCAGCCACAUGUUGCUCCGCUCAAGCUAUAAAGCAAGUGUCCAUAUCUUUCAGGACACGAAUGAAUGGAGUAUAGCAGUUCGCAGCUACUAUUUUGACACUCGAUCAGCGUUAACACAGUUUUAUAGUGGCUUGAGGCACCAAUACCUGAAGUUCAGUAUCAGAUGAAUAGGACCGUACCCCCUACCUAGUGAGCAAGAUUCUUGGUGAUUCAGGGACUAAUAAUGCUCGUGUGUGUAAAUCAAAGGCUUCAGAUUGUAUACUAUGUUCAAUUAUGUUUCCAAACAAUGAAGCCUCUCCUUGUGCAAAUGGAACAAUAUUCUACACUAUAGUUUUCUCAAAACAAAAAGCAAUCAGCUUCCUUUGCGAUCA